This is a messenger RNA of Cherax quadricarinatus, 2934 nucleotides long. RefSeq lists its product as uncharacterized. NCBI's taxonomy places the organism in Eukaryota, Metazoa, Arthropoda, Malacostraca, Decapoda, Parastacidae. The record is from RefSeq and is a predicted model, not a curated record.
CAGGUGGCAGUGUUGUUGUAGUGUUGUGAUUGCUGGCUCAGCUGUCACCUUCAUAUAUACCCUCACUACCUCCAUACACUCGUCAGUACCUCACUACCAUCUACCUUCCUGCCCACUCAACACCAUGUAGUGCCCACUACCCAAGAAUUGAGGGAGAUUUGCCUCUUUUGUGGGUCAAGGCUGAGAAUGACUUGGAUGGUGUCAGGGAUAAGGGUGUAUGUGGGACACCCAGAGAGAUGAACAAAUGUUAUGGCCAGCAGGGGGGUGAUUGUGUAAAUUGUGGAGUUAGCACAUCUGCACUACGAAGUGAAUUAGAGGUGCUGAAGCGACGCUUGCUGGAUCGUGACGUAGCUAUAGUACAACUGGAAGCGCAGAUGGCACAAGACAGGCCUGAUCAUUACCCACAAGGUCAGGUGACUGUCCUGAGAGCACAGUGUGAUCACUGGCAGGAUAAAUAUGAUAGGCUUCUUGAGGCUCAUAAGCGACUUCAGAAAGUGAACCAAGGGCUUGAAGACAAGCUUUUGCGUCUGGUGGAUCGCACCGAGAGUGAGAAGUCCACCUUGGCUGCUGAUACAGCCAGCCUUACUACAGCCCUCACCACUGCUGCACAGGCUAUCAAUAGGCUUAAACAGGAGAAUGAUCGGUACAAGAAUGAUCUUAAUUUGGCCAUCCAACUUCUUCAGUGUAAUCCAUCCAAGUAUGCUUCUCACAAACUGGACUCCCUUCCAUCAGAUGUCCAAAAGAAGGCCAAAUUUCGUCUUGCAAGGGAGCCUCGGGACAACCCGAAGCCCGAAAUGAAAGUCAUCAAAGUUCCUAUCCCAACUUUCCCACCAACUGCAAUGGUUUAUUCAGUGAAUAAAUAUUCAGAGGAAAAUGAAAAGGAUGAGCCAGUGGAUGCUGUGUCUGCAGCCAUCAUGGCUGCUGUGCUGGAAGAAAGACAACGUGAGAGAGCCAAGCGCCAUUGUUCCACAUGUUCCUGUGGUUCACCUAGAUCUGACACUUCUGAAAAUGAUACCCUUCAAAUGGAAGAGCUGAAUGGUAAUGGCAAUGGUACAAGUAAUUGUAUAUUUCAUCAAGAGGAAGAGUUAAGUAGGGAUAUUAAAUCACAGUUCAAGGUAAAUGUUGUGGAUGUUGGAACACAAGUGCUACCUUCAUAUAUAGGAGAGACAGGCAAAGUACAGUCAACCUGUAUCUAUUGUCACUCUUCUAAAAAUAUGUCAUCUGAAAAGGUGUCUUCACUUGACCGCUUAUCUAGCAAAGCAAUGAAUGUGUCUCAGCACUCAAGAUCCAAAAGUCAACCAAUUAAUCAAGUGACAAUGCAGAUGGAUGAAGAUCAUAAUGUAAUAAAAGCUAGUGACCCAUCAUACCAUAAUAGUGUAUUGAAGAGUCCAACAGCCAAGUCCUUCACAUUUGGCUCCCAGUCAGGAAGUGCUUGGGACUGGGCAGCUGAAGGCCAUGAUUCAGGGACUCCCUCCACUCCAUCUUCUCUAAUUAGUGCUUCCUUAAGCUAUGAGAGUGAAACAAGUAAUGUGACAUCACCACAGGAUUCACCUGGUAGAUUAUCCCUAAUUCCACCAAAAUCUUUAAUUAAAUCUCCCAAAAUCAGUAACACAGAUAUUACCAGAGUGCUUCAAGGUGUUGAUGUAAGUGUGAAUACUUCGCAGAUGUCAAGACUAACAGGUGAGACGAGUGUGCUGGUAUCAGCUGCAUCACCUUACCACACUACAGGGACUUCAUCUCAACGCUCUUCCAAUACCAGUUCUAGCCAUACGCCAUCAGUAACACCUAAUAGUUUUCCUCAGAGUCAUUUACCACGACAUCAUAUUGGUUGCUCAUCUCCUGUUUCUACUACCUCAAGCAAAACACAUGACAGGGCCAACCCUUAUUUUUCACCAUCUCUGGCUUCUAAAAUACCAUUCAGUGCUCGGUCUCCACACCAAGAUGUGUUCACUCCAUCGAUUCACCGUUCUCCUCCUCAGUGUGUGUCCAGAGGAAGGAGAGAUCUGGCCACAGAUAUAGUAGCUUCCAGCACUACUACAGCUUCUAGUACAGAAACAAGCUUGUGAGCUACUUGACGAAUCAACCUACCUAGGUAUCAGACCAUUUGUACCUUUUAAAUAGAACUUUGUGACAGUGAUUGCUGAUAAAACUAAAUUACUGGUAAUUCUAAUUGCUAAAAAGAAAUCUUAAAUAUUUUUUAAAAUUUUACAGUGGCUAUUGUGUGUUUUUUUUGUGCAUUAUACCUAGAAAAUAAGCUAUAGGGUAUUCAAGAAAGAUGUUAACAGCAGCCAGAAGGAACAAAGUAGGCAGUGUGAUGUCAAAAGAGGUUGACAAUAAUAUUUGAAGAAUAACUAUUCCCCUAUUUACCAAUAUGUCUCUUAUAAAAUUUUUAAAUGAACCCACAUUUUCUUUAAUCAUGUUACUUCAGGUAAUGCUCCAGGGAAAGUGGAAGGCAAUAAAAUUAGUUUUCUGUGCAUUUUGAGAGCUGUCAUAAACUUUAGUUGUGUAUGGAAGUACUACCAUGGCUGAAGAGUGGAGAAGUUUAUUAGAAUAAUUUUUGUCUGUCCUGUUUGGUUUUCAUCUAUGGUUAAUGUUUAAGUACUACAAAGAUGCUUCAGUCAGUUACAACCUAUCACAACCUUGAACUAAACAGACUUCAUUUUUGUCACAUUGUACUAUCCUGGAUUUCUUCAUUUCUUUCUUCCAAUAUUAAAUCUUCCAUUUCAGGCAUCCCCAGUAUUUUUUACACAUUUUAGUGGCUUCAUUUCUUGUGUAAGCCAAAGUUGCCAGUUCACUUUUGUGUUAGUCAAAUUAGCAUGUUAUGUUGUAUCUUGAAACAAAUGCUUGGCAAAAAAAAAAAAAAUUGCAUUUGCAUUGGAAGAAAUAAAAAUUGACAGUGAUUGGUGAAAUUAUGAUAAAGCAAUUGCAAGCAAC